Molecule: messenger RNA, 1896 nt
Organism: [Torrubiella] hemipterigena
Lineage: Eukaryota; Fungi; Ascomycota; Sordariomycetes; Hypocreales; Clavicipitaceae
Source: the annotation of a GenBank genome assembly
AUGAAGACCAGCAUCGUCAACGUUCUUAGCGUGUCGGUGGCUUUUGCCUCGCCGCUGUCUUACACCGGCAACCGCGCAUCGUUGGUCAGCCGUGAAGUGCCCCAGGAGCACUCUCACGAGAUAUUCCUCACACUUACACGCGAGGCACUUGCUAAGAAUAACCCCAAGAAUAUCAAGGAUGUUGUCUUUGGUCUCUUGGGAAAUGGUGCUGCGGCUGCUGGUGCUGGCAGUGUCUCCAACCUUGACUGUCUGCACCAGGAGACUGCCGACCAAGCUUUCACCAAUGCGAAGGCCGCGGGUGAUGUUCGCUUGAUGUCUGCGGCGCUUGUGUUUCAAACUUUGGAGCGAAAUACUCUCAAAGUCGGACUUGCUAGCGCUGCAUGCAAAGAGACUGCUGUCAAUCCCGAAAUUGCUGCAUUGACUCAGCAUCAGGAUCCUUCUUCUGCCAAUGCUGCGUCGGUCAAUAAGGAAAUCACUCUUGAACUGGCUAGGCAGCUUAAGAGCAUUGGAGGUGACCCUAACCUUGCUCUUAUGAGUGGAACUUUCACCCCUGGCGAUACAAAGGACUCUACUGGCAAGGGUAACGCGUGCGAUGAUGGUGACAACAACGGCUGCAUCUUUGAAUCGGGUCGUCUUGUUUUAGAUGCUAGCCAAGAUGAGAUUGCUGCAGCUGUGGCCAAUAUCAACGUCUCGUUCCAGGGUACCGGCAGUUUGACAGCUGCCGAUGUGGCUGACCUCUCCCAGUUUAAGCUGGCCGAUGGUAGUUCCCAGGUUGGUAAUGGCAGUGGAAACAAUGGCGGAAAUGAUAACACCCCUAGCACCGGAAAUCCUGGCAAUGGUAAUGGGACCACCAAGGACGGCAACGGCUCCAACAACGGCAACGGCGGUAACGACAAUGGAAACACUACCGGCGGCAACGGUUCCAAUACUGGAAACACUGGUAAUGACAACGGAGGCAUGGGUGGUGGCAACAACACGUCUAAUGGCGAUACUGGCAACAACGGUACCAACCAGAAUGGCAACAAUGGAAACAAUCAGAACGGAGAUAAUGGAAACAACAUUCAGACUUUCACCGGUAACUUGGGUGGCUCCCCGCCUCCCGUCACCAAGUCCUCUGGUGCGCGGCCCUUUUCAGUCAAUGGCAACACAUUUGUCAACGCUGGUGCUGCGUUGACCCGGUCUUGCGAUAUUCAGCACAAUGCCUGUGCCGACGCUGCCAACUCAGGCGAGAUCUCUGGCGGUGUUGGGCAGUGUGACACCCAAAAUGAGGCAUGCAAGGCAGCUGCCCAGACGAAUACAGCAGCAGCGGGAAACAAUAACGCUAGUAACGGUGCAAACACGAACGCAGACAAGAAGACCAAGAAAAAGAACAAGAAAAACAAAAAUAAAAACAAAAACAAGACUCCUGACAACGCCAAUCCUGACCCAGCCCCCGCAAACCAGGGGGCGGCUACCGGUGGUGAUGCUGGAACAACCACUGGAAAUGGCAAUAACAACAACAACAACAACAACAACAACAAUGGCUCCAAUGGCAACACUUCCAAUGGUGCUACUGGCAAAACUGGAAACAACACUGGAUCUGGAAACGAGCCCACCGGGCAAACAAACGCCGGUGCAAACACUGGUUUCGGCUCGUGCUCCGAUCCCUCGAUCAAGUUUGCUCAAGGCCUCGACGGGCGCAAAGAGGCAGCCUUCGCACCCAACAACACCAAUGACUUUACCCAUGGUUCUGCUCUCAAUAUUAAGAUUAUUUCCGAAUUUAUCUGUGACCGCCUCGGUGACAGAUGCAAGGCAGGCAGUGCCACUGUUGCUCGAUGCAGAGCUGCUUCCACCGCUGCCCAGCAAGCAACUGGCCAGGCUGCUGCAGAUGCUUUUAACAAGGGACUAGGUGCAUAG